ACUGGAGCGGGAACUUCUUAUUAAGCAACUGCACCGCUCCGCUACUUGACCGGGCGUCGCAUCACGGAAUGAACUCUGUCAUUGGCCGCCGCACGUCACCUCGUCCGUUUCCUGCCCACGCUAAUCAUCGCACUAGGGACCGUCUAGUUGGCGCCAAGUGCGGUACUACGAAAGCUCGGGACCACCGUGAGACGCAACGGCAACUUUACCACCGAGGACCGGAGAGCGCACCGGCAGCGAUGUGACUGACGUCAAGCUGCAGUGACGACACAGCACGGCGCAGCCUGUAAUCAGGAGGUCGGCAGCGAUAAAAGCCCGCCCGCCCUCCCACACCGACUGCGGGCUCAGCUCGGCGCUUGUUUGGUCGCCCGCUGCCAGCAGAAAGUCUGAAGUGCAAAGACUGCGGCGGCGGCACGGCGUGUCAGCAGUUGCGAGCGCCGAUAGCGCCGUAUCAUACCCACCGUGGAACGCUAGGCGUCCGCUGGCCGCGAGCGCUGGAUUAAAAUGCCUUCCGCGGCGCUGACGGAGCGGCGGUCGCGAGCCGUGGCGCGCGGACCACGUGACCCGGCGUCGAACAGCGACGACGACGAGGGGGGCGACCGCGGCAGUGGCCAGCUGCCCGCCAUGGACCCCAAGUGGAAGCUGGACCGGCGCGCCUCGGGGCACCUCUUCUGGCGGCGGGACUCGGCCGCCUUCCCGGACAACGCGUCGCGCGUCAAGUUCCGCUACGACGUGCAGGUGGUGGAGUACGAGGACGCCGCAGCCGCCGACGGCCAGGCGGCUCUCCUGCCGGCCGACGAAGCGGAGGAGGGCGACGUGACGGCCAGCGACUCGGAGGAGAGCUCCUCCUCGUCCUCCGGGGCCGAGGGCCCCACGCUGGACCGCAGCGAGCAGCGGGCGCUGCGGAGGCGGCGGCGCGCCAAAGCCGGCUCCCGGCGCCGCCUCAGCGACACCUCCACCGCCGCCGCCGCCUCCUCCUCCGUGCUCGUCUGCUUCCUCUGCGUCGCCGUCAUCGUCAUCACCAUGUCCUACCAGUGGCUGCUCGUCGAGUGACACCUCUCAUUCCCGGCGGUAAUAGUGGACGUGCCGUGUCACUCUCAGUGACAUUGUGACUCCUCUCUGACGACUCUGAAAGUAAUGUUCCAGUAAACCAGAAUCCAACUCUCUCUUCCUCCCUCUUCGUCUGUCUGUAACGAAUCUCGCCUGCUGUCCCAUGACAAUUGUGCAGUGCUACUGUAGGUGCAAUACACAUUGAAUGGGCGAGUUUAAAUGAAAGUUAGCCGUAAACCUUAAUUAUCCUUCGGAAGAAACGUUUUUGAUUCCCUUUUUCAUUUUAAGACUGUGCACGAGAUACUUACAUUGUGACUUAAACAGGGCGGAUUCUUGUGUCUUUUGGGACGCUGUGCCUUCAUAGUCGGAUAUUCUGUCGGUAGAAUUAAGUUUUAAAGUCUUCUUUUAAGUGAUAGUGCGUGACAUAGAGGAAGAAAAAGGCGUUUUACCUGUGAUUAGGAAAUCCUCUUCUAAAUGUACAGUGUGAAAUGGUAUUCGAAGACAGCCGCGAGGUUGUGUGUGUGUGUGUGUGUGUGUGUGUGUGUGUGUGUGUGUGUGUGUGUGUGUGUAUUGUCCUUAGCGUAAGUAAGAUUAAGCUGUGUGUAAGUCUAGGGAUCGAUGACCUCAGCAGUUUGGUCCCAUAGGAACUUAACCAAAAUUUCCAAAAUUUUCUAUUCGAAAACAGUAAGGAUUUCCAUUUACGCAGUGCGUUUCAGUGAAAGAAAAAUAAAUUGAUACCGAAUUUGCCACUCCAGUUCCGAAACUUGUCUAGAUAACAACUGAAGGAUACUAUUUUGUUUCUUGCUGUUGGGGGCUUCCGACAAUCAAAAAUAAUGCAGACUUAUUACUUAUUUCGAGACCUGAUGCUAAAAACCAGCCCUGUUCACUUCCUGUCUCUCUGACUAUCGCUAUCGAGAAUUUAUAAUGAAUUCCAGUUACAUGAUACAUGAGAAUUUGCGAUUGGCAUUUGUGACCAAGCGUCUUACGACCGUGGCAGAUAUACCAGUACUUGGUUUUACCGUACGACCUUCUAAUUACAAAUUAUGGUGUGCAGGCACAAAAGUAGUUUAAUUCUCUACGCUUCCUAUGCUGCAGCAAAAAGAUGUGGCAGUUUCAGAAACCUAGUUCGACUAUCUAAUAACUUUCUGACGAGUAUGAAAUCAACUAGCUCACUGGUUAUAAAACUUAAUGGUUGACAGGCAUCUAAACAUUUGGCUGUAGCAUACUUUUUUCGUAUGUCGCAAAGGAAUGAAUGUAUUUCAAACAUCAGAAAGCGGUAAACAAGCGAACAUUAAACGAACACUGCGUAUGUCAACCCUGUACCAAACACUCUCGUUUCCAGAAAAUGCUAAUUUCGACCUCAUUCACAAAUAAUUUUCCUAUUUCGAGCACCUAAUUAUUCAGCAUUUGAUUAUUAAUUUAUGCUUCAACUUAAUGUAAAGAUCACUCAGCUGUAAAUGCUUCGUUGUCCUCUUCUUGUAAGAAGUUCCAUAUGCAGUAUUGUAUAAUGUGUGAGGUCAUGUACUUUCAUGUUCCAUCGUUAACAUGUGAAGGAAAGCGGGACGUAUACUACGUAUUUGGGGAGGCGGGGUUCUGUGUUGUAUGUAACUGAUACUACAGUUCUCCUGCAAAUAAUUUCCUGACCCUCCAUUAAGAAUUUCAUGGGAGAACCUCAAAUGUUUUCGACGGUUUGCAGAUCGCUGGUAAAAUGCGCAUGAAUAGGGUAGCAAUGAAACGCCGAAGAGGCACGAAAUGCUGAUGAGUGUUUGUGUUCAACACGAACACCUUUAUCGAAACCUCCAAAACAAUGUUGUCUUUGGUUAGAAUGGAUGCAAAUUCGUAUUGGGUAACUCUCAUCCUAUUCGCGUGCGUAUGUCUGCGAUUUUACUUUGUUUGUGGACGAGCAAGUGAAUAACUGUCAGCAAGCAGUCAAGGACUAGCAAUUUUUGUCUCGUGUACUUCAGUGUGCCACGGGCAUAUAGUUUGUCACGAUAGUCAUUUCGUCAAAUUAUAUGUAGCAGUCAUUCAAGGAAUAGUUUCGAUUUAUAUUAUGCCAUCCAGAGUUGGGUUUCCCUUGGUUCCGCAAACUGAUGAAAUUUCUUUUAUAAAGAUACGGACUAUAUGCAUCCGUCCUUCAUGGUUCGCACGUAGUGACCACGUCUUUCACUGAUGCUAACGCUGAUCUUCCUUCCCUCUGUUUCGUAUUUGCCAGCAAUGGUGCUCAAAUUCCAGUCUGAUGAGCCUCGUUAUGGUCACCCAUGUUUUCAGCAAAUCACCUCAUACGAGAAUGAUGGAUUUCCUCUCCUAUCCAUUCCCAGCAGUGCCAUUGUUCCACGCUGUGUGAGUGAUCUAAACGCCUAGUGUUAAGGUCCAAACAUUUUUCAUUACCUCUAGGUAAAUGGGAUAUUCAUGGUUUGAGAUCUUAUGAUUGAACAUUGCUGCUUCUGCCGUUUCCCUUCCUUUGCUGUCUACCAGGUUUUCAGUUUUAGGUACAUAUUGUUUUUUACAUCGCUUUCAUACCAGCAGUUACUAUGGCUCUUCAAUACAUUUGCGAGACCGUCUUGCUUAAUCAGGCUGCCGCGCAGGUUACAUAAAAGCGACAGCUGCAUUGUUCCGUAACAGCCUGGUGAAGACCGAUUGUUCUCACCGAGCUCUCUCCCACGGCCAUUACCAUAGGUCGGUCUCGGCAGUGUACAGCCAUCAAGAUAAUGGCGGCCAUAUACUGAUAACGCUCGCCACUUAAUCAUUGGCUGUCAAGUGCCCGAUAAAAAAAGUUCCGAGAAGUUUGAAUAUACUUCCUGCACCUUGUCCGAUAGUUUCCGUUUAAUUUGUUAGCAUUUUAGCCGUUAUGGUGUGUAGCUCCAUCUCUUGCUUUUUCAUUAUUUUCUUUUCAACUCCCCCUACGCCCAACAUUUUCGAUAAUCAUGCAUAUUCUAAUAUUUGCUUACCAUUGCGAUUUUUCUCUCUCUGUUACCUCUUCCAGCGCCAGACUAUUCCCGGAUGCCGGGAAUAGUUGACCUGUAUUUUUCACUGACAUUUUUCAUCACCAGUUCUCUUUAGUGCUUGUGCAUGCCAUAUACCUUCUGGCUACUUGGGUUUCGACAUAAUUGCGUAUAACACGUUUCGUAUGGUUCUAGUCACUUUUAUGUAUAGUCUUCUCGCGUAGCACAUUUCAUUUCACUUCAGUUCAAUUCUUUGCUUCAGACUUAAAAUCUUGGGAACAUCUUCCUGAAUUCUCCUUGUAUGUUUGAUAUCAGUUCAACCUGUGACAAUCUGUUUCUGAUAAAUUCCUAUCCUCAGCCAUUCUGCGUAGUUUUGCUUCGAAAAUAGGCUAACUCUACAACUUCUUCUAUAUUGUCCCCUAGAGUUUUGAUGUUAUUCAUAUCUAUUUUCGAUUUUGGUAUUCUCUAUCAUCUUCUUCAUUUUUCACUUAGCCUUAGCCCACCUAAUCGGCACAAGACCGGGUAUCAUUAUCUUCAUCUGGAGUCUGUCGAAUUCCGUCUAAGGAGAAUUGGUUUGGAGAUUACCUUAAAGCGAGCUUUGAUAUUAUCAUUGAGGGAGACUCUUCAUAACCAGAUCAAUACAAGCAUCCCUAAUGAAGUUCUUAAUCUAUUACUUUAUAUAUUACAUCUCAUCCAUGUAUACUUAGGUGUUGGUACUAAACUUUCAUGCUACAUAGAACUUCAGAGAUGGUAUGCUGUUUAUUUCACCGACGCAGUUACCUGUGGAGUAACAUCGAGAUCUACAGAUCUGUCUCGUUAUGUUAGUGACCACAACUGUUUCACUUCCCUAGGUCUUAGUGAUAAAGCUCCCUCAAAUGUGACUUCUUCGCUGGGCAGGCGGUGUCUAAUGAAAUCGACGGCACUGUGGGUAAGUUUGGUUUGAAUAAUACUGGUUGGCAUUCCGACACUUUACAGGCCAUUCCACUGUAGAAAAAUCUUAUCUCGAGCCAAACCGGUAGCCUCUUCACCUAGAAAGCUUUCUGUCUUCAGUAGUAUAUAGUCAGCCACCCAAAAAAUGAGCCACAGACAUGUUCGAAAUUCUUUUGUCGAUUUAGCAGACGUUGCUAAUCCAGUCAUGAAUACUACGAAAACUUUCCAGAUUUUGAUGAGACAACUACACCUGUAAUAUUUUGAUGUGUGAUCGUUUCACAAAGCUUACAGUUCAAUGAAACUCUACAAAAGCAAAUUGAAACGCUCUACGAACAGUGAUAACGCUUCUACUACUACCGUGAUAAUUGCUUUUUUCGUGUUCUAUGUUGUGAAGCAUCCCUGUAAAGUUGAUUUUUAUUUUGUUAAUGGAUCAUCACUUCCCGAUAUAAAAAUGUCAUGUUUAGGUUUUAAAAGAAACCACACUACAUAUAUACCACUAAUAAUUUGUUACUACGUACUAUUUUUCGAAUUUUUUGGCCGACAUCACCAGAUAACAAAUCUUUACUUACAGUUUGACGCUAUGGCAAAAAUAUGGCGCAGUUAUUGUGAUAUCGGGAUGACUAGUUCCGCGUGGCUGUCGUCAUAUUUUUUGGUAGGUAGUAACAAAAUAUUGACAACUAAUCUAAUGUAACCAACUACGGAUUACUGUAAGUUAACGGAUGUGUAUUAAUUUGGUUGCUGUUUAAUUGUCUUUUUGAUAUAGACUUCAACCUUCGCAUUAAUUGUUCUAGAGAAACUGCCAUGUUGCGUAAAACAGCACUCACUACUCGCGUUCAAAUAUCUCGCUUCCUUGUUCAAAAUUAAGAAAUUCGUCUUACUGAAUUUAUCUUUUAUCCUAAAUGUACAAGCUAAACAUGUUGCAUCCCAUUCCUACUAGGUAUCCUCUCACGUCUGCAACGAAAAUACCUGUUUGAUAAUCUACUCAUGUUUGCAAGUACCUAGUACGUCAGUUCACUGCAAUUUCUUUAUCAUUUCGUGUUAUGCUUUUUUUCUGUUGUAAUACAAUCUGAAAUUUUCUGUGAUGGUAAUAACGAGAAGCACCAACAGCAUUUUGAAUGUAGUACAAGCGUUCUACAAGAAGAUACAUGACCCAUUUUAAUAAACGGAGUUCUGUGGACUUAACUCUUAAUAUCGAGCUGGAGUGUCCCGAUACUGAUCAUAUGGAUAAAAAAUAAUAGUCUUAAACGUGACCGUAGAAGUCUUGUCAGGAGAUAGAGCUUCUGUGUGGAAAUUUUAUGCACUGCAAAUGCUGAUCACAUUUCUUUCCAAGCAUUUGAAAGAAAAAAAAGCGCAUCGAAAAUGAUUGAUCGACUAUGUCCGCAGCAACGAAAAUAUAUAUUACGCAACCAUGAGUCAUGAUUGCUAAUAACAUAAUCAUUUCCGUACUAUUGAUAAUCUGUAACAUUUUAGCACUACGUAAAUUGCGCUUUCUUUCCUAUACUGAAUUCUAAAUGGCGUACAGCAUUUUGUUCAUACUGGCUUGGAGACAGAUGUAAAGUAACUCGACGGUAGCUAGACUGAGAUGACUGCAGUGCAUAGUAGCCUCCGAAUACACUAGAAAUAAACGCAGCAAAUAGCCUGCGUUGAUAAACCGAAAAUUAAAGUGUGCUUAACAGCACGUUAUGUAAAUGCCUUAGUAUUUCCUGCAAUUGUGUGUUGCUGGUACUGUGUCGUAUCCUAAAGCUUGAAUAUUGGUGUCGUUUUGGGUAAGUAAUAAAACUAUGCCGAUUUGUCGCGUAAAGCCCUCGCUGGUGAUAAGACUUAAGUUACCGAUCAAUUAACUGUGAAGACAAUGGACGCAGUGUCUUGGAAAUGUACAAGUUCGCAGGUGUCACAGGAUUCCUCGAUGAACUGACUGUUCAUAAUAAUGUAUCGUCGUAGAUUCUAUCGCUGAUAGCUGGUUUCCAAGUACAGUGAGCGUUGUUUUGUCAGAGUUACAAAACAAUAGUUCCUAUGAUACAGGGUUGACAAACAGCAGCUGUUAAACGGUAACGUAAUAGCAGCUACAGCACGAAAUGUUUUCGUCUUGAUGUCUUCUCCGCCUACUUUGUUAAGUCAUGUACGUAGUCUUGGAAUAUUAAGCAAGUCUCCUACGCUUAUGACUCUUUGUUGAAAUAGGUUGUAUUCUGAAAUAACUUCUUUCACGUUUAUUUUUCUUCAUUAGCGUCCGUGAGGUAUAAACAUUUAAUCACUCUCACAAUAAGCGUCACUGAUCAGGGUGACUUGUAAAAUCAUGCUAGUAAGGCGCAAUUCCUUUAAGACAUGAUGUAAUUAAAAUACAAUCUCUCAUGUCUGUGCGUCGUCCUUUUUCAUUUCAUCCUUUUAGUUGAAUUGUGUAAAUAUCAUUCGUUUGGAUGAAAGUUGUAAUUAAUCGUAUUUAACCGUAAUAUUACGGCCUGUAUUGUUUAAUGUGAAGUCUAAUAAAGAUAAUUUGUAAUAUA
This is a messenger RNA of Schistocerca gregaria, 7423 nucleotides long. RefSeq lists its product as uncharacterized. The coding region runs from base 505 to 1053 and encodes 182 amino acids. Lineage: Eukaryota; Metazoa; Arthropoda; Insecta; Orthoptera; Acrididae. The record is from RefSeq and is a predicted model, not a curated record. The transcript has 2 exons.